Pyricularia pennisetigena is the source of this 309-nucleotide messenger RNA. RefSeq lists its product as uncharacterized. Gene Ontology annotation, biological process: GPI anchor biosynthetic process. NCBI's taxonomy places the organism in Eukaryota, Fungi, Ascomycota, Sordariomycetes, Magnaporthales, Pyriculariaceae. The transcript has 3 exons. Bases 1 to 309 code for a protein of 102 amino acids. The record is from RefSeq and is a predicted model, not a curated record. Gene Ontology annotation, cellular component: endoplasmic reticulum membrane; dolichol-phosphate-mannose synthase complex.
AUGACGCGCGCCCAGCAGACCAUCUCAAUCUUCCUCCUUGCGACCUCGAGGGCUAACCUGCGCGAAACGUCCAAACAGCUCUACCUCUGCCUCUACCUGCAGCUCGUCCCGCUGCCCGACGUCAUUCAGACUGAGGUCAUCCCUGUGCUUCCCUUCUGGGUCCUCGUCUCGUUCGGUGCCCUCCUCCUAGGUCGCCUCGGCUGGGGCGUCCUCACCUUCAACGACACGCCUGAGGCGCACAAGGAGCUGCUUCUCGAGAUUGAGGAGGCCAAGAAGGACCUGAGGAGGCUCGGUGUCACUGUCGACUAG